CCCCCCCCCGUCCCGGACAACAUGGAGCACUGGAGGCAGUGCGCGGUCUGGCUGAUCGGCUGCAACGUGCUGCCCGUGAACCACCGGGUGACCGCGGACACGGCGCAGGUGUUCGACCUGGCGCAGACCCUGCGGGACGGGGUGCUGCUGUGCCAGCUGCUGAACAACCUGAGACCCCUCACCAUCAACCUGAAGGAGAUCAACCUCAGGCCGCAGAUGUCACAGUUCCUGUGCUUGAAGAACAUCCGCACGUUCCUGAAGUCGUGCUGCGACGUGUUUGGGAUGAAGAAGAGCGAUUUAUUUGAAGCCUUUGAUCUCUUUGACGUUCGAGACUUCGGAAAGGUCAUGGACACGCUGUCUCUGCUCUCGUACACAACAGUUGCAAAACAAGCAGGAUUCAAGCCCUUCCCGAUGGAGGACAGCCUGAAAGACGAGGACAUUUACAAUAAUCUGGAGGACUUGAUUGAUGAGAAUGCCCUUGAGGACGAGGACGACUUGUACGCGGUGGUCUAUGGGCUGGAGGAGGACCACGCUGGUGGAGAGAUCUAUGAAGAUCUCAUGAGGGCUGAGCAGCAUCCCCCACUGAAGCAGGCGGAGGUGGACGUGCGGAUCUGCUGCCUGACGGAGAUCAAACAGACGGAGGAGAAGUACACGGAGACGCUGGAGUCCAUCGAGAAGUAUUUCCUGAAUCCACUGACAAAGUUCUUCUCGGCGGCUGAAAUCGACAAAGUCUUUCUGAACAUUCCUGACCUGGUGAAAGUUCACAAGAGCCUGAUGGUUGACGUGCAGGAAUCCAUCCUGAACAAAAACGCCUUAAAUCUCUACCAGAUUUUCCUCAGCUACAAAGAGAGGCUGCUCAUUUAUGGCAUCUACUGCAGUCGGGUGGAGAUCGCCAUCGCUGUGUUAGACCUCAUCUGCAAAGAGAAGGAGGACGUUCGACUGAAGCUGGAGGAAUGCUCCAAAAGGGCCAACAAUGGGAAGUUUACCCUGAGGGACCUGCUGGUGGUUCCGAUGCAGCGAGUCCUGAAGUAUCAUCUGCUUCUUCAGGAGUUAGUCAAGCACACCCACGAUGCUGCAGACAAGAGUAACCUGAAGAUCGCUCUCGACGCCAUGAAAGACCUGGCUCAGUAUGUCAACGAGGUGAAGAGGGAUAAUGAGACGCUCAGGGAGAUCGACCAGUACCAGAGGUCCAUCGAAAACUUGAAUCAGCCUCUCAUCAGCUUCGGUCGGCCCAAAGGAGACGGAGAGGUGCGCUUGAUCUCAAAUGUUGACAAGAGGAAACAAGACAGACACAUCUUUCUAUUCGACGUGGCCGUCAUCAUUUGCAAGAGACGAGGAGACAACUACGAGAUGAAGGACGUGCUCGACCUCAACUACUUCAAGAUCACCGACAACCCCACGUCUGACAAGGAGGGGAAGAAGUGGUGCUACGGGUUCUACGUGACUCACCAGCAGGGCUACACGGGCUUUGAGCUCUUCUUCAAGACCAGAGAGCUGAAGAAGAAGUGGCUGGAUCAGUUUGAAAUGGCCAUAUCAAAUAUCCGACCAGAGAAAGCCAACCACAACUCCCACCAGUUCAAGAUGCACACGUUUGAGAGGAUCACCUCCUGUUGCUUCUGUCACCUCCUGCUCAGGGGCAUCUUUAACCAGGGCUAUCUCUGCAUCAAAUGUGGCCUGGGGGCUCAUAAGGAGUGUUUGGGUAGACUGGACGUGUGCGGGAGAACAGAUUUGGUGAAGCAGAAACCCAAGGAGAACUCAGCACCAGCAGACCCAGGUUUACCCAGGAUGGUUGUGAUCAGAGACUAUGGUGGCAUCCCUUAUCCCCAGUACGGGCCCCCACUAAGCAUUCAUGUGGGGGAUGUCAUUGAAGUGAUGUUUGCAGACCUGCACAGCUCCUGGUGGCAGGGCAAAAUCCUGGCGACGAGCAAGAUUGGCUUCUUUCCAAGCGACGCGGUGAGGCCCUGCCCGUGUGUUCCGAAACCUGUCGAUUACUCCGCCCAGCUCUGGUUUGCAGGGCCCUUGGAGAGAUACCAGGCGGAGGUGGAGCUCCAGGACAGAGGGAACGGCACCUACCUGGUUCGACACCGGAGCAAAGAAGGCACCGAGUACGCCAUCAGUAUAAAGUUCAACGAUAAGAUCAAACACAUUAAGAUUCUGACCAAGGACGGCUGCUUCUACAUCGCUGAGACUCGGCUGUUCAAGACUGUGCUGGACUUAGUGGAGCACUACAAGCAGCGCUCCCUGAAGGAGGGCUUCAGCAGUCUCGACACCACUCUACAGGUCCCCUAUAGGGAACUUACCAAUGGAAUCAUGCCCAUGGCCGUUACCAAAGCUGACAGUGUGUUCUCCCCCAGGGUGGUGGGUAUUGCAGUGGCCCGCUACGACUUCUGCUCCAGAGACACGCGGGAGCUCUCACUGCUGCAGGGAGACGUUAUCAAGAUCUACACCAAGAUGACCAGUGGGUGGUGGAAGGGAGAGCUGGGCGGCAAGGUGGGCUGGUUCCCCUCCACCUACGUGGAAGAAGAGGACUGACUUCGGAGUGACACUUCUUCCGUGUCCAUUCAAAGCUGACCGCCCCCGCCAGGCGCCGAGCUGCUCGUCCACUCUCUCUCUGUGCCCCGCAAGUCAGAUCUCUUUGAUAAAAGCCCAGAGACUCGGACUUGAGAGGAAGCGGCGGUGCCCUAGAAAACGCUUCCUCCUGCCCUCUGACAGACUCUCACACAGAGCAGAUGUCAAAUCACAGAUUCCGGGAGUGUCACUCCGUGUCUCGCCUCUCCGUGGUGCUGUCUGCCCCCGUGGUCCACCGGGAAGUGCAUGUGCUGUACACAGACGCCCCCCCCCCC
Platichthys flesus (European flounder) is the source of this 2843-nucleotide messenger RNA. Its product is annotated as guanine nucleotide exchange factor VAV3-like. The transcript has 27 exons. Gene Ontology annotation, molecular function: protein binding; guanyl-nucleotide exchange factor activity. Gene Ontology annotation, biological process: regulation of GTPase activity; cell migration; intracellular signal transduction. NCBI's taxonomy places the organism in Eukaryota, Metazoa, Chordata, Actinopteri, Pleuronectiformes, Pleuronectidae. The coding region runs from base 22 to 2532 and encodes 836 amino acids. The record is from RefSeq and is a predicted model, not a curated record. Gene Ontology annotation, cellular component: cytoplasm; plasma membrane.